Messenger RNA from Stylophora pistillata, 4118 nucleotides. Its product is annotated as caspase-3. Gene Ontology annotation, biological process: proteolysis. The record is from RefSeq and is a predicted model, not a curated record. Lineage: Eukaryota; Metazoa; Cnidaria; Anthozoa; Scleractinia; Pocilloporidae. Gene Ontology annotation, molecular function: cysteine-type endopeptidase activity.
AAUCUUUUAUGAUAAAAAGACGCGCAUCGCUACCCUCGUUUAAAUUUUCGCUUUGUUCAGGAACAAAAAUUAUUAUUCAUCGCUGAAAAAGAGUAGACAUCAAUAAAGGCGGGUGACUUUUUCUCCUCUCGACGAAAAACCUUUCCUUCUCUGCGACUUAUGGGAACAUUGAGAUCGUUUUUCUUUGGACGUGACCUCGCGGUCGACAUUAUGCCAGAAGAUAGGCUAACAUACUCUUGAAAAACCAAUAACUCGGCAAAGAGAAACCCUUGGUUUAAUGGAUUUUGGAGAUAGGUGUUCUGUUGGCGGCUGUAACAACGAUAGAGGAAAUCCGAAAAAAUGGGUCAUCCACUCACAUGCACAGAAGUUAUCGUUCCACAAGCCCAAGCAAUCAUUAAUUGAAGCAUGGUCUCGACAGGUUCAGAAGGGAAGAAACGAGGUUUUGUUUGACCCCCAAACAAAAUGGCCGUAAAAACCGUGGAAGGGUCUAUUCAGUGACACCUUUAGGUAAUUAUGUAAUUUUGAUCUUUGUCAACUCGCUAUCCUGAGGCCGCUGAGGAGUCUUUUACAACCGACUGAUCAGUGAACUAUUUGAAAAAUCAUGACUACAGAACAAAAGAACAAAAGAUGUCAAACACUUAACACUAGAAACUGAAAUCUUGUUACACUGAAUCAGAAACACAUGUGUUUACCCAAUUCAGCACUGAACACUUUCUCGGAAAGUCAAACGCAAUGAAUCGCUCUGAAACAGGAAAGGUGCUUGCACUGAGUAAUAUCGGAGAAAAUGACGAACCUCUCGAAGGUAAGAGCAUUCAGUUAAGAUAUAAUACUCAUGUGAUGUUAACCUGAAUUAAACUAUUUGUUUUAGAUGAUACAGUUUCAGGUAGGUUUGAGUCCUAAUGCAUUUGGACUUCCGGUAGAGUUACUUCCCCCGAUAAGGACUUGCGUAACUUGAGAACCCAAGCCUUUAAACGCGAACCAAGGCUACUUUGAAAGUUAAAAUCAUCGACGGGGCAGCAGGAGAGUGAUGGAGAGCACUCAGGUGAGGUUGCUUUCGAAGGAAUUAGGCGUAAAAUAUUUACGUUCUCAAAUUGAAAGAAUUCAACGUCUUCUCGAGCGAUGUCGUCGAUGUGAUUGCCCAGAGUUGGGUGGUAAAGGUUGCAACUGCGUGAAAGAAGAUGACAAGGAGGUCUUUAACAGAUGUGAGGGAUUCCUUCAUGAUAACAGUUCUCAAACGGAAGUGAUACAUGCUUCGCCUGCGAAUUCUCGAGGGUUGAUCUAUCAGCGAUCAGAUUCGUCUGUACCACGAGAUUUUGCGGAUGCAUCUCAAAUACUUGGUACAAGUCCAAGCAACGUUCGCCUCUCAAAAGGCGCUUUACCUAAAGAUCAAGAGUAUGAAGGAGUACGGAAUCCAUAUGUGCUGGUGAUAAACAAUGUUAACUUUAACAGGGACCCACGACCAAGGAAUGGGGCUAAACACGAUCAAGAAAACGUGGAGAGGUUUGUCAGAGAAGCUGGGUUCAGUUGUGUUCUGAGGCAUUUUGACUUGGCCAGACGCGAGAUGCUGAAUCUUCUUGAGGAAAUUCGUAAAAGUGAAGCUUUGUUUGAAAAUGACGGUUUCAUAUGUAUUAUCAUGAGCCAUGGCAAUGAAGAAGGUAUUUUAUGCAGUGAUCAUAAAGCUAUUCCAGUGGAGGAAAUAAUGGAGAAAUUCAGAGGAGGUAUGGAUGCUUGUCCCCAGCUUGCAAAGAAACCAAAAUUGUUCUUCAUCCAAGCAUGCAGAGGAGAAGUUGAGGACAAAGGAUACUUUGUACCAAGAGGACCAAAAGAUGUUUAUUCUGAUACAGCUGAUAGUGAGAUGCCAGUAAAACUUCCUUCCGAUGCAGAUUUUUUGAUCGCCUACUCUACCACUAAAGGAUCACUCUCUCACAGACGCUUCACAGUUGACAGAAAAUAUGCCGAGGCACAUAAAGCAAGUUUGGGCUCUUGGUUCAUUUCAUGCUUGGUGCAGGUUUUAUGUGAGAACUCUGACAAGGAGGACUUAAUGACAAUGCUCACAAGAGUGAACAGAGCCAUGUGCGAAUGUUACUCAGAAGCUGGAAGCAAACAGAUUUCAUGCCAACUUUCUAUGCUCACAAGAAAGGUCUACUUUUCAAACUUCCUUAACAAGAAAAGCCGCUCUCGCAGCAACACAGAUUAGAAGCAGCCUCACAUUGAGUACGUGAAAUGGUCACACAAGAUACAACCGCAAUUGUCCGUUUUACUUUACAUCUGGCAAAAUCACUUAUAAUUAGAUAUUACACUUUGGCCACAGGACUUGUUGACAUCGUGGAAAUUUGCAACUGUCGGGAAUUUCUCGACCACUAAUUAAUUUUGUCUACUUUUAUAAUGGUUUUUUUUGUUUUCUUUCGGAAAUAUGACUGUUAUCCCUUGUGACUAUCAAACAAUUAAAAAUUAAAAUUUCUUUGAACGAGUCAGUAAAGGACCAGACAAGAUGUCCAGCAAUCCAAGGAUUUGUCCGGUCAGUACCCAAUUUUGACCGGCCGUUAUUUGCAGCCCUGGCCAUAAGGAAGUGAUUCCCAAGGAUUUCAAAGGAGUUUACAAAAUGCAGCCAUGGUACAGUGCAAGGUAAAUCCCAUUCACAGAACAACUUAUCAAAGACCUCAACCUUAUUGCAAAAUGAUGUUACUCUUUAAAAAAAAAAAUUCCCCCUUUUACCCCUCCCUCUAAACAAAUCCUUGAAUAAUUUUAAUUGGCACUGAUUUAAUAUUUGAGCUUAGAGGGGUACUUCUAGGAAGGAGGCAGCUUAGUCAAGCAGAAUUGCUUACUAAGAACUUUUUAACCUGUACUGAUUAGUUAUAAUUAAUGCAGCAAUGGAAAUAGAUUUUCUUGUAUCUCAACAAUUUAAGUGAGAGAGGGAGGAAGAGCACACUUGUUUAAAUUACCAGCCCAGGUGGAAGGUACUAAUUAAUGCAUGGACAUGUAUUCAAGGAGAUUAUGGGCUUAUAGAAACAUUUAAGUAUUUGGUUGGAAGCUAUUCAAGAUUGUAUUUGGAAUUGGUGUAUGCACAUAUCCAGAAGCAGAGAUGGUCAGAGAAAAAAAGCAUAAAACACAUUCAUACUCGUGGAAGAUGUGUAUCUACCAUUUUUAACAGUAUCCUGUCAUAGAUGAAGAACAAACUUUAGGCUUAAGGCAGGAAUUAAGUCUAUGUUCUCUUAUUUGACAUUCAUUCACACACAAAAUAGAUAUGCCUUUACAGGUACAUACAAGACAUGGCUACAAUGUUGCCACCAAUAUACCAAUAAAAGUUUGGUGACACUUAAUACUUCCCCAGCCCCAGUUUUAAUGUUUUUGAAAUUACUUUAAAUUGGUUGCGAGUUGGAGUUUCAAUCAUGGGGUAAUGCACAGGGGAAUAAUCCAAGCAAUUUCAUCAUCAAAUGGAUAAGUAAAGUAUUACCAAGUUACCAAUAUAUCGUGCAGAUAAAAUGCCUUAAAAGUUACUAUUUAAAUAUCACAUAUACCCUUUAAGCUGUGCUUGGAUUAUGUCAACAACCUUCAAGUUAUUGAUCACAAAAAUUUAUCCAAGUAUGUUGGCCAAUUACCUACCACCCAAAUAGUUAUGAGCUUCUUUAUUUCCUCCAUAAAGUCCUCAGUCUAUUUAGUGAGGUAAAUGUCAGUUGCUGAGUGUAAUGAAAAAAUGACCAGCUCAUUUUAUCCCAAGUAAUGAAAGUUACACAUAACCAAUCAGACUACAACAAAAAAUUCCACUGACAACCCACACAAAAGGGGUGGGUCUGUGAGAGAUGCGAUAAAAAUCUCUGGCUCUUAGACAAUCAACUCAAUGACACAACCAAAACAACAGCCCAAAGUAAUGGCUUUCACACCCCCAUGUCAAUUGACAACAGAAAAUCUGGUUAAUAAAGGCACUUUUAAUCACACGUAAAUCACAAGCAGCUGAUGAUAUUGAUCAUAAUUAAUGUUCAACAAACAAAUAAGCUGUAGCAACCACCAACCAUGAGAUUUCUGAAGAACAUGUAUUAUCUGUGAACAAAAUUAACCAUUAAGUGAUUAUAUGUAACUAGACAAGAGUGUAUGCAAAUAAAUGUAUGUGAGUCACCACA